Messenger RNA from Medicago truncatula (barrel medic), 2383 nucleotides. RefSeq names its product rhodanese-like domain-containing protein 6. The transcript has 9 exons. The coding region runs from base 46 to 2031 and encodes 661 amino acids. The record is from RefSeq and is a predicted model, not a curated record. NCBI's taxonomy places the organism in Eukaryota, Viridiplantae, Streptophyta, Magnoliopsida, Fabales, Fabaceae.
CAUCUGUAAAAAACGAGCGGAGGGAGUAUUAUCGAAUUUUCUAAAAUGGGCAUUCAAUCUUUUUAUUUUGUAAAAAUCAGAGUUGAAGUAUUAUACUACUCAGUUAAUUAUACACGACGACACCGCCUCACCCUCCUUAGCCGUAGAACUGAGCGAUCCAUAAACCCUGAACUCCAAAAUCCACCGGAAACCAUGUCCGACGACAAAACCACCGACCAAUACGGCGUUCUCCUCUACUACAAGUACGUCGAUAUUCCAAACCUCAAUGACCUCCUCACUUUCUACCGCUCCAACUGCUCUUCCCUCUCUCUCCUCGGCCGCGUUCGUCUCUCUUCCAACGGCGUCAAUGUCACCGUUGGUGGCAAUUUAUCCUCUUUGGAACGGCACAUUGAAGACCUCAAAGCCAAUAGUAACUUAUUUGAUGGGACUGAUUUCAAGCUUGCAACUUGUCAUCAGCCAUUAAACGACGAUGUUGCGAAGGAGUGUGGAUUCACUUCACUCUCGAUUCGAAUUGUUAAGGAACUGGUUACUUUGAGUUCUCAUCCAUUAUUGAAGUCACCAGAAAUAUCAAAUGCAGGAAGACAUUUAUCUGCACUUGAGUUCCAUUCUACCAUUCACAAUGCUAAUAAGGAGAGUCCAGAAAACAGCCUUGUUUUACUCGAUGCAAGGAAUUUGUAUGAAACAAGAAUUGGGAAAUUUCAUGCACCAAAUGUUGAAACCUUGGAUCCUCAAGUUCGGCAGUACAGCGAUUUUUCGUCAUGGAUAGAUGAUAGGGGUGAGCAGUUGAAAGGCAAAAAAAUUCUCAUGUAUUGUACUGGUGGAAUCAGGUGUGAAAUGGCAUCAGCAUAUAUAAGGUCAAAAGGUGCUGGGUUUGAGAAUGUGUUUCAGUUAUUUGGUGGUAUACAACGGUAUUUGGAGCAAUUCCCAGAUGGUGGUUAUUUCAAAGGAAAGAAUUUUGUUUUUGAUCACCGGAUAUCAGUUGGAGGUUCAGACGCCAGUACAGUUGGUAGCUGUCUUAUUUGUCAAUGUUCCUUUGACGAUUACUCUUCACGUUGUCGAUGUACUUAUUGCAGAAUGCUUGUCUUGGUUUGUCAUAGUUGUCAGAAUGAAUCUGCACUGUACGUUUGUGAGCUAUGCCAAAAACAGGGCAAGGCUGUUGGGUCAAAGCAGUUAAUUGAAAAUGAUGAUUCAAAAAAAUCACUGGAAGGUGACGAGUUCCCGAAUUUUUCGUCAGAUACUAUGUUCUUGCCUCAAAUGCUUAGGGGAGAUGACGUAAGAACCACAAGAAAACUGAGAAUCUUAUGCUUGCACGGGUUUCGGCAGAAUGCUUCCAGUUUUAAGGGAAGAACAGCAUCGUUAGCCAAAAAACUCAAGAAAAUUGCUGAAUUUGUUUUUGUAGACGCACCUCAUGAGGUGCCCUUCAUUUAUCAAACACCUGUGCCAGUGCACCAUGUCAAUGGUGCAUCAUUCUCUUUACCAGCUAGUCCUCCUCCACCUAUGGAGAAAUGCAAGAAGAAGUUCGCAUGGUUUUUGGCACCCAAUUUUGAUGGAAGUAAUGGUGUUGAUUGGAAGUUAGCAGAUGGUCCAUUUGAUCCACUUCAAUACCAGCAGCAAACGGCUGGAUAUGACAUUUCACUAUCACACUUAGAGAAUGUGUUCUCCCAAGAAGGGCCAUUCGAUGGAGUCUUGGGAUUUUCACAGGGAGCAGCAAUGACUGCUGUAAUCUCUGCACAACAAGAGAAGCUAAAAGGUAAAAUAGACUUCAAAUUUGUAGUUUUAUGUUCAGGCUUUGCUCUCCAUAUGAAGGAGAUGGAGUGUAGCCCUAUCAAGUGUCCUUCUCUUCAUAUUUUUGGUAAUGAACAUGGUCAGGACAGACAGAUAGCCAACCAAGUAAGCAAGGAACUUGCCUCUCUAUAUGAUGGCAGUUGUUCUGUCAUUGUUGAACAUGACUGUGGUCAUAUAAUUCCUACUCGAUCCCCAUAUAUUGACGAGAUCAAAGCUUUCCUUGGGCAAUUUCUGCAAGAGCUCUAACAAAAAACUCAAGUUUUUGAUACUAUUCAAAAUUUACUUGUUGCUUCAUAAGUUUCAUAUGUACUUUGUCCGAAAUUUGUGCAAUGCCCUAUGGUGAUGCAAUUGCGUAAUUUAAAUCUAGUUGAGCACACAAAUCUUGAUUAUAUCUCACAAGUGUGCGAGCUGUACGAUCAAACAGAUGAUUGUUAAGAAUGUUGUGAUUUAUAGAAUGGCAGAGGAUGCACACACAGCCGCUCAUCACUUCAUCUAGGGGCUGGGUUGUGGUUUGCAAGUUUGCUACUUUGCCUUGAAUCUAUUUAUCAUGUUUAUUCCUGUGUCUUUUCUUGCUUGGAAAAUCAACGCCUUUGUGACA